AUAAGCAAUUAGCCCACAUCUUGAUCUACCUGCUCUCUCUGCUCCCUAGUUCUCUUGGUUCGCCGGAUAAAAGGAAAAAUAAAAAUGGUUGCCGUCUCCCCGCUGCUGCAAAGGCGCCUGUUAAGCACCAGCGUGACUAGAACCCACCAUAAACCUCAACAGCAAUGGAGCGUAAAGCAAGUCACAAAAUCAAACUUCGCUGACACUCUUGAGGACAUAAAAUCCCAUGUCUCCAAUUCCGAUUUUGUGGCCGUGUCCUUGCAAAACACCGGCUUCUUCUCCGCCCCUUGGCAACGCGUCUCCCCUUUUGACACCGCCGACACGGCUUACUUAAAAGCCAAGUAUGCCGCUGAAAGGUUCCAGGUUCUUCAUUUCGCUGUUUGCCCCUUCACUGUCAGGGCUUCUAAAGUCACUGCCUACCCAUAUAAUUUUCACUUGUUCCCAAGAGCUGAACUAAAGAUGGAAAUGCCUUCUUACAGUUUUUAUUGUCAAACCUCGUCUUUGAUAUCUAUGGCUCGCCAAGGUUUUGACUUUAAUUCUUGCAUAAAUGAUGGUAUCUCAUACUUGUCCAGAGAACAAGAAUCUGCUGCAAAAAUUCAGAUGGGGAAUCCAAUACUUGCAAAGAAUGUGACAGAAUCCACUUCUACCCUUUCUGUUGCUGAUUCUGUAUUCGUUGAAAGGAUUAAAUCACACAUUAAAAAUUGGAAGAAAGCAUGUAAAGAAACUAGCACAAGGAAAGAAGGCAACCAAAUUCAAGAUGCUCUGGUCAGAUCCCUAAGAAAACUCGUUCUAGGAAAUGAAGAGUAUGAUUCAAGACCGUGCAUGAAUAUAGAUGUUUGCAGUGAACGCCAAGCGCAGCUUGUGGUUGAGAUGUUGCAAGAAUUUGCUGAUGAUGUUGUUCCUUUAAUAAUUCCAGCAAAGGGUGGAGCAAUGCAGGCAGUUCGUGUUGUUUUAACAAGUUCAAAGGAGGAUAAAGAUCUUCUGCAGGGAAAGCUUCAAAAUGACGAACAGGAACUAAAGAAAAAGGUCCGUGGCUUUCGAGAGGUGAUCGAUUUGAUAUCUGCUUCUCAGAAGCCUGUUGUCUCGCAUGGUUCCCUUAAUGAUUUAACAGUUAUUCAUUCAAAAUUCAUAGCUCCCCUGCCUCCUACAGUGGAUGAGUUUAUGUGUUCCUUGCGUUUGGCUUUCCCCCUGGUAAUUGAUGUCAACCAUCUGAUGAAGGAGAUCAGUCCUCUGAGAAAAGUUACUAGUAUACCUGUAGCUAUUUCUCAAUUAAAGAAUCGGUUCUUUACACCCAUUGAUAUGGAAAUUCCAUGCCAAGCUAUGGAAAAUGAAGACACUAUUCAUGGGCAAAAUGUUGUGAAGAUUUGUGAAUUGUUUGCUAGGCUAUGCAGUAUACUCAAAAUCGAUCCUGCUGCUGUCAAAUCAGAUGAAGAAAAAGGGGCUUCAGCCCUUGAAGCUUACGCAAAUAUUUUCAGUCCAUUCUGUACUGCAUCUGAAGAACCAAUAGAUGGAGAAAUCAAAAUAUGGACUAACAACACAAGAACUGUGAGCUGUGAGGAUAUGGUUUUCUUGUGGGGAUUUGGGGAUAGGGUGACAGCUGGGAUACUAAAGAGCCUGCUACAAGAGUCUCAUGAAGCUUUCUCCAAGGAAUUUGAUGUGCGAUUGGUAGAUAAUAGCUGCGCCAUUGUGAUUUUCUGGCAACAUGGGUUGACAGAAACUUUUCUGAAUACCAUGAAUAAGUGCUCAGACAUGCGCGGACCUUUGAGGGAGAUGGUUUCAGAAGGUCUAAGAGCUGCAGGGUAUGAGACUUACAAUAGAGCUUGUAGGUUAGGUUUAUGGGAGUCAAGUUUAGCAGAUUCCUUAGACAGAGCCUUGGCUGACUCUGACUGUGCUUCCGAAGCUGAUUCUAAAACGAAGUGUUCAGAUAGGUGCAAUGAGUGGAUAAUUAACCUGGAUGAUCUCUGAUGCUUAGUUUCUGUUUAUUGAGUUCGAGACGCGCAUAGCUAGUCUUUAUUCAUAACAAGGUCGAAGCAUAGAACUUUUACCUUUUUAUCGAAGACGAAACUAGCUUGGCAGCGAUAUGACACUUCUCUCUGGUUUCUGGUUAGAAGUGAGUUUCCCCCAUUGUAGGCUUCAAGCCGAUUUGAUUAGAGAUAUGCAUUUGCAGUUCUGUUCCCGGUCUGUAUAAUGAGUUUCCCAUGUUGUAUUUUGGUGAUUUUGUUAUAGAUCCUCUCCCUCCCUCUCUUUAGAAACCUCUAUACCCGUUUUGAGUUGCAUCCCAAGCCUAUAAAUUCUGUAGUUAAAUCCUAAAUAUUUCCAGUUUCGUCUGUAGUCAAUGUUUUUCUUUUAAUAGCUUGUAGGUUUAAUAUGCACUUGAAAAGCAAGAAGAUUUGAUGGGAAGUUGAGCGCUCAACACCUUUUUGUCUAAUGCGCAUGUACAAGGAAAUUUGAUGGAAAUAUUGAUAUACAUUCAGAUUUUUUUUUGAAA
Messenger RNA from Populus trichocarpa (black cottonwood), 2488 nucleotides. Its product is annotated as poly(A)-specific ribonuclease PARN-like. The coding region runs from base 85 to 1965 and encodes 626 amino acids. The transcript is spliced from 8 exons. Gene Ontology annotation, molecular function: RNA binding; 3'-5'-RNA exonuclease activity. The record is from RefSeq and is a predicted model, not a curated record. Gene Ontology annotation, cellular component: cytoplasm. Lineage: Eukaryota; Viridiplantae; Streptophyta; Magnoliopsida; Malpighiales; Salicaceae.